This is a messenger RNA of Zophobas morio, 4802 nucleotides long. RefSeq names its product mitogen-activated protein kinase kinase kinase 13-like. The record is from RefSeq and is a predicted model, not a curated record. The transcript has 10 exons. The coding region runs from base 634 to 3216 and encodes 860 amino acids. Gene Ontology annotation, biological process: protein autophosphorylation; signal transduction. Gene Ontology annotation, molecular function: MAP kinase kinase kinase activity; ATP binding. Gene Ontology annotation, cellular component: cytoplasm. NCBI's taxonomy places the organism in Eukaryota, Metazoa, Arthropoda, Insecta, Coleoptera, Tenebrionidae.
AAUCUCUCAAUCGAUUUUCUUUCAUCAAGCUGGCGCACGACCAUGCCCAAGCCGUCCUCUCCCGAAUCCGCCGUCUCCUACCUGCUCCGGCACCUGCUUCUGACCUGCUCGACCCAUUGUCCCAUCGGCGCCAAAACCCAUGGCCACAAUCCGAACAACAAUUUACCUGGCUGUGACGUGUAUAAACUCGUUACCAAACCCGUGCGGCGUCCUCCCCUCUCUGUCUAACCCAUCGCGCUCUUCGUCGCUCUCUGUCGCGGUUUCCCCUUCACUCGGUCCGCGUAGAGGGGAUUUUAUCAAGAGGAUCAAACACCGUCAAGAUAACGGGAAUUGGUAGUAUUGUCGAUUUUCGCAAUGGUGGUGACGGUUCCGUGCAAGGGUUGCCCCGAAAUCGGCGCGGUUUGACCUCUCCGCGUGCUCUUUUGUGCUCCGUGCGUGGCCAUAUUGACCACUUUUCCACCUUUUGCCUUCAGGAGUUCGUACGUUCGAACAUGCUUUCAUUUGCGUUAUGGUCGGUGCGAGUGUAGUUGGUGUGUGGUGCGGUGGACCUUAGCGAUUUUUCGAAAAGGAUUAGGAUUUCCGGGAUUUCUGGAAUAUGUGAGUGCGAGUGCGGAAAUUACUCCCACCAGAUAAAUGAUGCAUACCCCCGUCGGCACCCUGGAGAAGGACGCCGUUCCUCCGCCCUAUUCGGCCACCAUUCACGACCAGCCCUCCGUUAUUGAUAUGGAUGUUGUGUCACGUGUUAUCUCGUUGAGGAAUAAGGAUGAGCGCAAUAAUUUGACUAACAGUGUCGUCCGGCUGCAGAACGAACUCAACAACUUCAGCCUCCAGAAGAGCGUGAGCGAGCCCACGAUGGUCGCCGCCACCAUGCCCCCGGCGGUGCAGGACAGCUCGCCCGACACCCCCCAGCCCGCCUACGACCUCAACAAGGGCUGGAUCACGGGGAUAUUCGGCUGCCUCAGGCCCGUGCUAUCGAUAAUCGGAAAAGGAGCAGUCAACGAGAUAAAAAACAGCCAUCAAGACGACUGGGAAAUCCCCUUCGAACAAAUCACAGACCUAACCUACCUCGGCUGCGGCGGCCAGGGCAUCGUCUUCUCCGGCAUGCUCAACAACCAGCCCGUCGCCGUCAAGAAGGUCCUCGACAUCAAAGAAACCGACAUCCGAAACCUGCGCAAACUCAACCACCCCAACAUCGUCAAGUUCAAAGGGGUGUGCACGCAGCCCCCUUGCCUCAGCAUCGUCAUGGAGUUCUGCCCCUACGGCCCCCUCUCCGACCUCCUCAAGAAGCAGAAGAAGGUCGUCACCACCAAUAGGGUGGUGUCGUGGGCCAAGCAGAUCACCUCCGGGAUGCACUAUCUUCACUCGCAGAAGAUAAUUCACAGAGAUUUGAAGAGUCCCAAUGUUUUAAUUGGGGAGGAAGAAGUGAUCAAGAUUAGCGAUUUUGGUACUUCGAGGACCUGGAAUGGGGUCAGCGAGAAGAUGAGUUUCGCUGGGACUGUGGCGUGGAUGGCGCCUGAAGCUAUUAAGGAAUUGGAGUGUUCGGAGAAGGUCGAUAUUUGGUCGUUUGGGGUGGUGUUGUGGGAGUUGUUGACGUGCGAGGUACCAUAUGAUGGGAUGGAACAGAGCGCUAUCAUGUAUAUGGUAGGGUGCGGGAAAUUGAAGCCUCCGAUUCCCAAGACUUGUCCAGAUGGGUUUCGAUUGAUCAUGGAGAUGUGUUGGAAGCUUAACCCUAAAGAAAGGCCGUCGUUUAAGUUGAUCCUGAACCAUCUGCAAAUUGCGUCUGUCGAGAUUCUCGGCAAAUACGAAGACUCUCAAUUCUUCGAAACUCAAGAAAGCUGGAAGGAAGAAAUCAAAUCUCAAAUAACGCAAUUCAAGGCGCAGCUGCAGAAGCACCGAAUCGAGUUUCAGCUGAAAGAAGAGCAGCUAAUCAAGAAGCGUGAAACUGAAAUUAAGCACAUUCGCGACAUUCGGGAACUGUAUGACCGGAAACUUGAAAAGGUUAACCAGUUGUACCUGGAACUGUCCGCUGUGUUGCAGCAAGUCGACCAGUAUAAUAGACAGGGUGGUCGGAAACGUGACAUCCAGAAUAAGAGGCGCUUGAUUAAUCCUUUUGUAAGGAAAAUGGAGAGGAGGAGGAGCAAUCAUAGCACCACGCCCACGAGUCCGGAGUGUAGCCUCACUAGUCCCGAUAGCCCCCAAACGACCCCCGCGAAGGCGCCGCUCUUCGCCAAACUCAACACCUCCACCAACAACGCCGAGUCCGUGACGCAGUCCAACCCCAAGUUCCGCAAGAGGCACUACCGGACGAACUCGGGCUCUCCCCGGAACUCGGCUUCGAAGAGCUCUUCCUGCAGGAGUUCGUGCGUCGUGGACGCCGAAACCCAAACUGACUCGAUGGAUCUCAGCGAAACCGAACUCAGCCCCACCUACGACCUGCCGUCGAGCAUUUCCUCGAAGAAAGUACCCCAGAGAGUCAUCCUUCGUGAAAUUAAGAACGAAUCGGACGACGAGGGGUAUAAUGGGAAUUCGAUACAGCUGCGGUACGUCAACGACUGCGAAGAUUCAGAAAUUCAAGUCUUCAGCCGGCUGCACCCGGACGCCAUCAUCACCGACCUCUACGACCAAGAGGACACCUUAAACCGGAACGACACCACCUGCCGGGAAUCCAGCGACGAGGACCACCUCGAGACCAUCGGCAGGAAGGUCUCUGCGCUGCGGAACGGCAACAUCUUCCCCGACAUCCAGAUCGCCACGGAGAACGGGAACGUGACGACCGACCUCAGCGAGGUCCUCCGGGCCAAGACGUGCAACGGCCAGGACAGCACGGAAGACGCGUGCAAUGACAGCUUCACCGACGAGGAAGGGGAGGUCUACAAUUCUUUGAGAAGAAGAAGUAAGCUACUCGGAAAAGAGAUCCCCAAACUAAGCCUCGCCCGCCGCCCCAUCUACCCCGGCCGCCGCUCCAGCCGCAACAAGUCCAGCUUGAGCUACCACCAGAAGCAGAACGGCUCCGACGAAGGCGACACCUCAGAAUACUCAGUUUCACCGUCCAGCAAGAGCUCCACGCUCGAAUCCAACCCCGACCGGACGAAAGUUCCCCAGUCCCUCAAGAGGCCCAACGAGAAAUCUAAUUCGUCCGACAGCGAAUCGGACCAGAACGUAACGAUCGUUACUCAAGUAUCCUACAGUUUAAACAAGUCUGAGAGUGUAGUCUGAAUUGUGAUUAUUUUUGUAUUUGAUAGGUAUCCACUUGUGUAUUUUUUACCUGAAUGUUAUGGAACCGUGCAAUUUUUAUUUGUUGUUUCGUACGGGUGUGUGUUGACCGCGUCAACUUUGCCGUCUAUUUUUAAUUAGUCUUAAAUUAAUUUAUAGAGGAGGAAUCGUCGGGCGGACUUGGAUCCCUAACCGAGUCUGAGUUAUGGAUUGUAUAGUUCGAGACACUAACAACGCACCGUUUCACUUUUUCGUACUUCGUGGUGUUGGUUCGGGGACUUAUUUCAACACUAACGCAUUAACACUUCCAUAACAUAGGCGGAACGCGCGACCGAUUUUCGGAUCCUGCAGACAAUCAGACAAAUUUAAUUUCUAGUAGUGCGAUCAGAAUUCAUCCGAGAUCAGUUUAUCUAGAAGUCAGAUUGUCUGCAGGAUCAGAUUCUCGGACGCAGACAAUCUGUCACUGCAGUUGCCUUUACUAGAAAUCAGUAAGAACAGAUUAUCUGGCGGCGCGUUCCCACGUUAGGACUCUUAGAACUUAGCAGUAUUGACUGUAGCUGAAAAGGAACAGUAUUUUGGUAAAAUUCGAAACUAACCUUCUUCUUAACGUUAAAAACUACUGCAUGAUGCACUCUACCUUCUGCACUUAUCUAGAAGUAGUAUUCUGUAAUACUCAUGUAUAGUGACAACUUUUUUAUUUGUAUUUAUUUGCUCAGCUAAGACAUGUACAACCUAAAUUUGUGUAAGUUCUACGACUUGUAGAAACCUAGAUAAGUAUUUUUCUAGUUAGGACUUGACUUUCGAGCCGUGCGAGCUUAUUGGUGGGAAACUCAGGUGCGAUGACUAUUUUUGAAGUUCACGUUCGUACCACUAGGCAAGUUAGAUGAAAUUGUCAACUUUUUUCCGUUGUAAAUUCGACUAUAGGAAUAUAAUACAGUUGCAUAUUGUACUUGAAUUUUAACUAAGUGCUUGCGACGUUUCUUUAUAAACGAUACCCAUAGUACAAUAUCGCAUUUAAGGACUUCACUUGAUACUGAAAUAUUUGUAUAGUGAACUCUAUUUUGUAGGACUUUUAGUGUAAAUGGGAGAGAUAUUUAUUGAAACUUUAUGGAGUUCUACUGUAACCUUACUGUCAUUUUGGUUGUUGAGGUGUCAAAUUCCGCAUCGAAAUUGUUUUAAUCCGGCCACUGUUUACUCUUUAUCGUUGUGUUAAUUGUGGCAGCAUUGUAUGGCAACUAGUAUUAGUUUAAUUUAUUGUUGUGAAGACGGCCGUCGUGGUCUCGGUCGUCCUGUCUACUUACAUCCGUUAUCUUGUCCGUUAUGACUUUCUUGAUUUAUUUAUCGUAUAACCGAAUGUGAUAUGAAAUCAUUCCUAAUUACUUAUUUACUUAAUAACUUUCUUAAUUCAGGACUUUCGCCGAUCAAAAGUUAUUGUGAUACGAUGUCUAGUUUUUAGUUUUUUUUUAUUUUUGUGCAAAAUUUGUCCUUCCAACUGCCAAGGAAUGCCUAUUUUGACUUUAUUUUGUAACGUUUUUAUUUGUUUAAUUGAUGAUGUGUAAGUUGUUAAUUGAAUAGAAGUGUCGAUAAUU